Molecule: messenger RNA, 1703 nt
Organism: Protobothrops mucrosquamatus (brown spotted pit viper)
Lineage: Eukaryota; Metazoa; Chordata; Lepidosauria; Squamata; Viperidae
Exons: 4
Coding region: 87-806 (239 amino acids)
Source: RefSeq, a predicted model, not a curated record
ACCUGCGGCCACAGCCGAGAAGACUCACCUGGGUGCCUGGCGCCCUUGGGACCAGUGUGCGCCCCGGAGCCGGGGCUAACCACGCCAUGGGGUGCUCGAGUAGCGCUCAGACUAAAGUCAAGGAGUUCGACCGACAAACUCCCAAGUCCCCGGAGGCCAACGGAUUGCCCCAGUGCGAUGACAGCUUGCCUAUCACAGAUAAAAAUGACACAGGAUCUGACCAGACUAAACUUGAACCUCUGGAGGAGGUGAAGCUUGGAUCUUGGAAAAAAACAGAUGAGGAUCUCCAUAAAGAGGAGCCUGAUGCUUUGAUUCAGGAAAUAACAAAAUGUGACCUUUCUACCUGUCACAGAGUAGAUCCCGAGGGUACAGAGCCUCAGCUAAUGGCACCAGAAGAAAAGUUUGACAGAAGUCAAUGCUUAUCUUUAGACUUCCUUGAAGCUGCUGGACCUCAGGCUGUGGAGUCAACAGAGUUGGCUAGCAAUCCUCAAGUUGCUGCAGAAGCUGCUGGUUCUUCACCUUCAGAACCUCUCCAGGAUAAGAAGCCUGAACCUACUGAAACCUCAGAAGGUGGCACCCCUGAGCCUUCAAAAGAGGAAAUCCGAUGUUUUGUAACAGAAAUUGUGACGGAACUGCUUAUGGAUGAAGAGGAACAGCUAACAGAGGUUACUGUACCAGGUGAGACAGGAGAAAAGAUGGAAACUGAGAUGCACCAUGCGAUAAUACCUGGGGCCUUAGAAACAAAAGAAGAAACCGGAGAAGCUACAUUGGUCACGGAGAUAGAACCAUCUAAUGAAGAAGAAUGACCCAUGGCUUCUGGCUGGACUUCAUGGCUAAACUUUAUGGCUUCCGGCUAGACCUUAUCCUUGAUCGCUCGAUUAAAAUUUAUAUUCCUGUUUGACAGAAAUCUAGUUUUUAUAAGAGCUCGUAUAGACUUAUCACAACUAUUGAAUACUAAGUGAAAACCAUUUUAAUGAAUUUUAAUGGAAAAAUCAAGUUGCCAAGGCACCACUGAGGAACUGCAUUGUUAAACCAUCACACCUGCCAGAAAGUGCCUUCUGCUAUCGGUUCACUGGAACUACAAAUUACAGAACACUUUUACUUGCUUUAGGUAGAAAAUAUGAAGGAUAAUAUAACACAAAUAAUAUAAAUUGUAAAUGCAAGUACAGGUAAUCUUAGAUCUAAGAAUGUAUAUGGUCUAAAAUAGGGUGAAAAUAACCAAAUUCCAGUAGCGUUUUUGCAGUCAUGGAUUAUUUAAUUGCAUUUAGUACAUUUCUUAGGUGAAGUUUCUUGUAAACAUGUUAGAAUUGUAAUUCUUAUCUGGAUGGGGUUAGGCUGAUUUAUAGUAUUAAUCUUAUUUCUUUAAUAUGGUAUAGGAAAGAAAAUACAAAUUACAUUUCCUGAAACUAAUGAAAAUAGUGAUUGUGGUCCUCGAAAUACUUAGAUGAGCACUAGUAUGGAUUGUUGACAUUUAAAAAAUGGAGAUGUAAUAUAACCUACUAAAAAAACAAUUACCUUGCAAAUGUCAGACUAAAAAUGGAAUAAAUGAUUGAUUACAGUAUUCUCUUAAACUAUGCAACCAAUAAAGUGAGCAGAGCUGUGCUUCACUCAUUUUCAGAAACAAAUUUAUUCUUUGCUGCUAUUUGUGUGAUAUGGCUGGUCUCGUGCCUUCUCAAAAGUCUCUAAAAUGUAAUCUUAAACUU